AUGGACCACCAAGAGCUGCUAGACCAGUCAGAAAUUAAGAAGAAGAGGAAGAGAACAUAUGGUACCUUCAUAUGUGAUCAUCCUGAUUGUAAUCGAGUAUUCACUCGAGCUGAUCAUUUAUCUCGACAUAAAAAGAAUCAUGAUCCUUCAAGACAAUUAAUAUGUAGUUGGCCAGGAUGUCAACAAGUAUUUGCUAGAAAUGAUAUUAGAGAAAAACAUUAUCAGCGUCAUAUUACAAAGGUUAAGAAGUUAAAUGAUAAGUUGCCAUUACGUAAUAUUAAUUCUACUGUCUUGUCUAGUUCAAAAUCGGUAUCUACAUCAGCAUCAAUAUCAACAAAUACAUCCAGACCAGGUUUGGAUAACACCCAGGAUAUGCUAACCAUGCCACUUUCAGCAACAUCAUCUACUCCAUCUAUAACAGCUUCUCCGAUUUCACUCCCACUUAGUUCGUCUAGUCUUACGAUGCCCACGGCUACUACCACUAUGGCGCACGUACAACCGUCAUUAUCGUCCUCAAUAUCAAUGUCUAAUAACAAUUCAAUAGCUUCCUCAACAAUUAUGCCACCCUCAGUGGGUUCGAUGGUUCCAUCAUCGUCAUUCAUGGCUCCAUCACUCUCAAUGCCAACUCACCUAAAUCUAAAACCAAUGAGUCCCUCCAUGUCUACCCCAAAUCCAACAAAACCAUUAAAUCCUUCCGAUUUGAUAGAUUGGUUAUUUCAAGAUGAUACAAUGUCAAAGGGGAAACUAGCAACCAGUGAAUUCUACAAUUUCCCCACCGAUGUGCCAGUAUCUUCAUUAUUUAUGAAUGCAUUUGUCAACUCCCCUUCCUUCCCCAUGAACAAUUCAAAGAAUCGAACUAGUAUUGAUCAUAAUAUUCGUGAAAAACUAAUUAAUCUCUUACCUGAAUUAAAUGCUAAUCCAGAUUUUGGGAUCCCUCAGAUUGAAAGAUGUUUAGAAUUAUAUUGGCUGGUAUAUCAUACCCAAUAUCCCAUUCUCCAUAAACCAUCCUUCUCAAACCAAGAUGCCCACCCAUUGCUUCUUCUAGCUAUGAUAAUGGUAGGUGCCAGUUUUACUGACUGUACCAGCGAUCCCCAAGACCCCAAUGGAACUCUAUUCAUGGAUCCACAAAAAUUGGCAGAACAAAUUGCUGAUCCAUUAAGAUGGUUAAUCUUUUCCAAUAGUGAAUGUCGUCCACCGGCCAAAACAUACAUUAUCCAAAGUUUAUUAUUAUUAGAAUCAUUUGAAAUCACGUCUACUACGAGAUAUUUACAUGAACGGUCAUUUCUUUAUCAUGGAACCAAGAUCCAAUUAUUACGUCGAAGUCCAUUAUUAGGUGGAGAUCCACUAAAGAAAGAGGUCGCUGGUCCACCUCAAGCAGGCUGGAAACAAUGGAUUGAAUAUGAAUCAAUGAAGCGUGCUUGUUUUAUGGCGUUUUAUUUAGAUACCGUGAAUGCAACCGUUUAUGGCCAUACACUAAUCCUAUACGCGUAUCAAAUUCAACUAUCCCUCCCCUGUGAAGACUAUCUCUGGGAAUAUGACAACAUCCAUCAAAAACACUUAAUCACCCCUACAUCAUUCCAACCGCCGAAAUUCCUCGACGCCUUGAAAAAACUCCUUCAUCGUCAACCUGUCCACACCACCAAAUUCGGGCGCAGCCUCCUCUUGGCGGGUCUCCUAACCAUCAUGUUUCAAAUGCAACAACGUGAUCUCCAACUCUCAUUCCUCGAAUGGAAUUCCACAAAGCAAUCAUGGAAUGAAACCAUGUCAUUAGCAAUGGACGUCUGGAGAACCGAAAUCUGUGGUCAAGGAGGCUGUUGUUCUACUGAAAUGGCCAUCAACCCAACCCAUGACCCUACCCUUGGUCAGCAACAACAACAAAUCCUAAUCCCAAGCUUAAGCCCGCAAGACACGGGGUGUAAAUUUAGUCUAUACCAUAUUGCUCAAAUAUAUAUGAGAAUCACCCAUUAUGAUUACAUAGUCUACGCGGGAGCACCUAGUCGGAUGAAUGUCGCCGUGACCGAGAACGAAUAUGCCACUGUUCAAAAACGAGUAAAUGAUUGGGCCAGGAGUUUGAAUGGAGGCAUUGCAACCGUGCAUGCGUAUUUGAUCCUAUGUGAGAUGUUACUCCUGCCUGAGAAUGAUGAGAUUGUGUUUGGAUAUAAUAUGAAUGCCGAUCCAUUUUUACAUAGACGGAAUAUUAUCAUCAGUGCGAUUCUUGUUGUUUUUGCUUAUAAUUUCUCUCAAGAUGGUCCGGAGGCGGAUAUUUUUGAUCAGUUGGCGGCAGAUGGGGGGACAUAUCCCGAAAGAGAGGAUGGACAUGGAUAUCUUAAGCGGAUUAGAGCUGAAUUGUCACGAUCAAGUGCGGGGAAUUUCCAUUUACAUAGUAAUAAUAAUAAUGUUGAUCCUGUUACAUUUCAUAAUAACAUCAAGACAUAUGCUGAAUAUCUCCGCAUGAUUCGGAAUAAGAAUAAUAUGGUUGGGUUGUUAAAACUCUUGUAUAAUGCUUAUUGUGGAUCUAAAUGGGAGAUUGGACUUGAGUAUUCAAACUUAUUAAGGAAUUGUAUUGAACGAUGUUUAGGAAGAAACAAUAUUACAUGUAAUAAUAUGUAUUUACGCCCAUAG
Messenger RNA from Hemisphaericaspora subhashii, 2622 nucleotides. RefSeq lists its product as uncharacterized. Gene Ontology annotation, molecular function: RNA polymerase II cis-regulatory region sequence-specific DNA binding; zinc ion binding; DNA-binding transcription factor activity, RNA polymerase II-specific. The transcript has a single exon. The record is from RefSeq and is a predicted model, not a curated record. The coding region runs from base 1 to 2622 and encodes 873 amino acids. Gene Ontology annotation, biological process: DNA-templated transcription; regulation of transcription by RNA polymerase II. Gene Ontology annotation, cellular component: chromatin. Lineage: Eukaryota; Fungi; Ascomycota; Pichiomycetes; Serinales; Debaryomycetaceae.